CAGCAGCAGGAGCAGCAGCAGCAGGAGCAGCUGCAGCAGGUGCUGCAGCUGCUACAGGAAGUGCAGGAGCAGCAGGAGCAGCAGCUGACGCAUCGGUUCGAGCAGCUGCAGCUAAUGCAACAGGAGCAUCUGGAGCAGUCGCAGCAGUUCGAGGACCUUCAGGAGCUGCGGCGGCAAGUGCGUCAACUCCAGCGGCAGGUGCGGGAGGCCGGGGCGCAGCUGCAGACCUCCCAGCGGCUGCUGCGGCUGCGUGCGGAGCGGCUGCAGGAGGCGUUCGACACCCGAGGGGACGUGUUGCUGGCGGAGUUCGAAGCCUCCAUCCCGGACUUUGUGAGCGGCGCGGAGCGGCUGGCGAAGCGAGUGGAGCCGCGCCGGCUGGUCAUGACCAUGGCCUGGAAGGUUUUCAACGGAGCGCCCCUGAGCUGGGACGGCGUCCUGUCCGCGGUGGUGUACUGCGCGCUGCUCGUCAAGAGUCUCGGGGCCUGCGGGCGGCUGGGAGACUCGGAGAAGACGCGGCCCCUGACGGACCUGGUGGCCGCUGUGCUGCUGGCCGAACGCAGGAGCUGGCUCGUGGAACACGGAGGCUGGGAGGGCUUCCUGCGAGCGCUCGAGCCGGGGACGCCCACCUAGGAGAGGAGCCGCAGACGUCGAGCUGCGACGGGCAGCGGCAGUGGAGACGUCGUAGAGAGAGGAGAGAGUGAGGAGAGAGAGUGAGGAGAGAGUGAGGA
Lethenteron reissneri (Far Eastern brook lamprey) is the source of this 728-nucleotide messenger RNA. Its product is annotated as anti-apoptotic protein NR13-like. The record is from RefSeq and is a predicted model, not a curated record. Gene Ontology annotation, biological process: regulation of apoptotic process. Lineage: Eukaryota; Metazoa; Chordata; Hyperoartia; Petromyzontiformes; Petromyzontidae.